GGUGCCUACAAAUAAGGGGGCAGGUAGUGUUUUGUAUUCUGUUCAGUGCUGGCGCCAUUCCAUAACAGUCAAUGGACUCUUCUCCGAUUUCAAGGUUCCGCUGCUUCGACCCCACCAACUCCUACACCACCACCACCACCACACCCAAUCACACCCCAAUUCCCCGCCACCGCAACAACUACAAGGGCACUUUGGCAAUUUCCGUCAACUCCGAGCCCAAAAUCGUCUCCGGCGAAGCUGGUUAUGUUCUUGAGGACGUUCCUCACUUCACCGAUUACAUUCCUCACCUCCCUACAUAUCCGAAUCCGUUACAAGACAAUCCUGCCUAUUCAGUUGUUAAGCAGUAUUUUGUUAAUGUAGAUGAUACGGUUGCUCAACAGAUUGUUGUUGCGAAGGAUAGUCCAAGAGGGACACAUUUUCGUCGUGCUGGACCUCGUCAAAAGGUGUAUUUUGAAUCAGAGGACGUGCAUGCAUGUAUUGUAACAUGUGGUGGUCUAUGCCCUGGUCUAAAUACAGUGAUUAGGGAAAUAGUAUGUGGAUUAUACCACAUGUAUGGUGUCCACAAAGUUCUUGGGAUUGAGGGAGGUUACCGAGGUUUUUAUGCUCGAAAUACAAUUCCUUUGACACCAAAGGUGGUGAAUGACAUCCAUAAACGUGGUGGCACCAUCCUUGGGUCAUCACGUGGAGGCCAUGAUACCUCUAAAAUUGUUGACAGCAUUCAGGACCGGGGAAUUAAUCAGGUUUACAUAAUUGGAGGAGAUGGAACUCAGAAAGGGGCUUCUGUGAUUUUUGAGGAAAUUAGAAGGCGUGGCCUUAAAGUUGUGGUGGCAGGAAUACCAAAGACCAUUGACAAUGACAUUCCGGUUAUAGACAAGUCCUUUGGUUUUGACACUGCAGUUGAGGAGGCUCAACGAGCUAUUAAUGCAGCCCAUGUUGAAUCAGAAAGCUUUGAGAAUGGUAUUGGAUUUGUCAAGUUAAUGGGCCGCUACAGUGGAUUCAUAGCAAUGUAUGCUACUCUUGCUAGCCGAGAUGUGGACUGUUGCUUGAUUCCCGAGUCACCCUUUUAUCUUGAAGGACCUGGUGGGCUAUUUGAAUUCAUUGAGAAAAGAUUGAAAGAACAUGGACACAUGGUUAUAGUAAUGGCUGAAGGUGCAGGACAAGAGCUGCUUUCUGAAAGCAUUCGCGCCAAUGACCAACAGGAUGCUUCUGGUAAUAAGCUACUCAAUGAUGUGGGUCUAUGGAUAUCUCAGAGGAUUAAGGAUCACUUCAAGAAACCGAAGAUGGCUAUAAAUCUCAAAUAUAUAGAUCCCACUUACAUGAUACGUGCUGUUCCGAGCAAUGCAUCUGAUAAUGUUUAUUGCACCCUCCUUGCACACAGUGCAGUUCAUGGUGCAAUGGCAGGGUAUACAGGCUUCACAGUUGGCCCUGUUAAUGGAAGACAUGCUUACAUACCAUUCCGGCGGGUGAUCGAGACACAAAACAAGGUUGUGAUAACUGACAGGAUGUGGGCAAGGCUGCUGUGUUCAACCAAUCAGCCAAGCUUUUUGGACCAUAAAGAUGUCGUCGGAGACGAGAAGGAGGAAGUACCACAAGUCCAAUCAAUAAAUGGGGAGAACCAUUUAGAAGCAAGAGCAACUAAGCAUAGAGAGCCGAAAGAUGUCACUGAGGACACAAGAGAGGAAGAACCACCAAUCCUGCUAGUAAAUGGGAACAGCCAUUUAGAAGCCAUAAUGGCUAACCAAAAGUGACUAGCAGCACCAAUUCAAUUUGAGCAGCUGCUAAUUUUAAGUUAUCUGUCAUUGGGGGUACCCCUAUUCUUUAUCUUUUUGUUGCAUGCUGAUAUAAGUUCUACCAAGUGAACCCUAUACCCAGUGGUGAUUCAUAUCAUUUUAGUGUGAAAUUACCCUACCAUAGAUAGGGGCUACAAUACUUUCAUAAAGAACCACUGUAUAUUAUUCUGAACGGUGGUUAUGACAAUAUUAUACGGGAAUAUACAAUUA
Molecule: messenger RNA, 2000 nt
Organism: Quercus robur (English oak)
Lineage: Eukaryota; Viridiplantae; Streptophyta; Magnoliopsida; Fagales; Fagaceae
Product: ATP-dependent 6-phosphofructokinase 7-like
Exons: 13
Coding region: 72-1748 (558 amino acids)
Biological process (GO): fructose 6-phosphate metabolic process; glycolytic process
Cellular component (GO): cytoplasm
Molecular function (GO): ATP binding; 6-phosphofructokinase activity
Source: RefSeq, a predicted model, not a curated record